Oxyura jamaicensis (ruddy duck) is the source of this 1593-nucleotide messenger RNA. RefSeq names its product unc-93 homolog B1, TLR signaling regulator (gene UNC93B1). The record is from RefSeq and is a predicted model, not a curated record. Gene Ontology annotation, molecular function: Toll-like receptor binding. The transcript is spliced from 10 exons. Gene Ontology annotation, cellular component: endosome; lysosome. The annotation marks the transcript as partial. NCBI's taxonomy places the organism in Eukaryota, Metazoa, Chordata, Aves, Anseriformes, Anatidae. Gene Ontology annotation, biological process: intracellular protein transport; toll-like receptor 3 signaling pathway; toll-like receptor 7 signaling pathway.
CGAAAGAGGAAGCGGCGGCGGCUCCGCCCCGGCCGGCCCGAGCGCGGCGGCGGCUCCGGGGUACCGACGCAGCGAUGGAAGAGCCCAGCUGCUGCCAGGAUGCGGCCAAGUUGGCGGCGGGCGAGGGGCUGGGCCCCGAGAUGCAGCUGGACGACGUGGUGGGGACGCACCCCGACUACAACGAGGAGGAGGAGGAGCAGAAGUACUUCCGCCGCAAGCGCCUCGGCGUGGUGAAGAACGUGCUGGCCGCCAGCCUGGCCGCCACGCUCACCUACGGCGUCUACCUGGGCCUGCUGCAGAUGCAGCUCAUCCUGCACUACGACGAGACCUACCGGGAGGUGAAGUACAGCAACAUGGAGCUGGAGGACAUCGACCGCAAGGUGCUGAUGGGCAUCAACGUCACGCCGGUGGCGGCGCUGCUCUACACGCCCGUCCUCAUCCGCUUCUUCGGCACCAAGUGGACCAUGUUCCUGGCCGUGGGGAUCUACGCCCUCUUCGUCUCCAGCAACUACUGGGAGCGCUACUUCACGCUGGUGCCCUCCGCCGUGGCCAUCGGGGUGGCCAUCGUGCCCCUCUGGGCCUCCAUGGGCCACUACAUCACGCGGAUGGCGCAGAAGUACUACGAGUACGCCAACUACAAGGAGGAGCACGUGCAGGAGCAGCGGCAAGCGCCGCGGGGUGCCUGCAGCACCUACGUCAUCGUCUUCCAGACCAUCUUCUACGCCUGCUUCCACCUGAGCUUCGUCUGCGCACAGAUGCCCAUGCUCUUCUUCCUCAACAACUACCUCUACCAGCUCAACCACACGCUGUACGGGGUGAAGCACUGCGGGACGCUGAGCCACGGCACGCUGCCCGGCUUCAACAAGACGGUGCUGCACAGCCUGCCCCGCAGCGUCAACCUCAUCAUCGUGGAGAGCGUCCUGAUGGCGGCCGCCUUCCUUGCCAUGCUGGUGGUCCUGCUGCUGUGCGGCUCGGCUUACCGGCCCACCGAGGAGAUCGACCUGCGCAGCAUUGGCUGGGGGAACAUCUUCCAGCUGCCCUUCAAGCACAUGCGGGACUAUCGCCUCCGCCACCUCCUCCCCUUCUUCAUCUACAGCGGCUUCGAGGUGCUCUUCGUCUGCACCGGCUUCUCCCUGAACUACGGCGUGUGCGCCCUGGGGCUGGAGAAGCUGGCGUACCUCCUCAUGGCCUACGGCUUCUCCGCCUCCGCCUGCUCCAGCCUGGCCCUCUGCACGCUGCGCCUGCGGCGGCAGUGCCCGCUGCUGGCCGGAGCCCUCAUCCACGCCGCCAUCCUGGUGACGCUCUUCUGCUGGGCGCCCGAGCCCCGGUACGUGGUGCAGGCGCCUCUGCUCUACUCCAUAGCCGUGCUCUGGGGCACGGGCAGCGCCCUCAACAAGACCGGCAUUAGCAUCCUCCUGGGCAUGCUGUACGAGGACAAAGAGCGCCAAGACUUCGUCUUCACCAUCUACCACUGGUGGCAGGCGCUGGCCAUCUUCACCGUGUACCUGUGGUCGGGGCUGCCCAUGAAGGUGAGCGGGGCCGGCAGAUCCAGGGCCGCGCGGGGCCGGCCGCUGAGCGCCGCUGAGCGCCGCU